Pollicipes pollicipes is the source of this 1935-nucleotide messenger RNA. RefSeq lists its product as uncharacterized. NCBI's taxonomy places the organism in Eukaryota, Metazoa, Arthropoda, Thecostraca, Pollicipedomorpha, Pollicipedidae. The record is from RefSeq and is a predicted model, not a curated record. Bases 157 to 1356 code for a protein of 399 amino acids. The transcript is spliced from 7 exons.
CAGGAGCAACAACGUCGGCAGCAACAGCAACAGGAGCAGCAACGGCGGCAGCAGCAGCAGCAGCAACAGCAACAGCAGCAGGUAGAGCAGCGACAGGAGCAGUUCCAGCAGUUCCAAGAGGCGUCGCAGCCGACGAGGGCCGCAGGUGCGGGUGGCAUGCCCAUGGCGGUGGUCGACACGGUGGUGACCUGUCAGAGUCGCAACAUGCGCGUGGAGUUCAGCUUGUCCGCGCCAUUCCACGGCAUCAUCUACCCGUACAACCACUUCCACAACUGCUUGCUGCACGAGGGCAACGGCGAGUCGAGGGUGACUCUUCUAUUGGGGCACGGCACGUGCGCCAAUGAGAACGGCCUCGGCCAGGAUGGCUCGCUCUCGCCCGUGAUCGAGCACCGGCUGAUGAUCCAGUGGGACCGCGAGAUCGUGGAGGAGUGGGACUCGUCCAUCAUCGUUCGUUGCGACCGGCCCGACGACUACAACAAGACGAUCCGUUUCGAUCUGUCCACUCUGGACAAGGCAGCCUCGUUCAUCAGCUCCACCCAUCCAGGCCCCCAGAUGUGGAUGGAGAUCCAGAAGGGCGAGGGCCCAAACGCGCCCGAGCUGCAAGGCUCUGUGUUCCUCGGUCAAGUGCUGACACUCGUCUUCACGCUGGCCGACGAGUACUUUGAGUUCGAUACCAAUGUGCUUACCUGCUGGGCACUCGACGGGGAGGAGAGGCGGCAGAUCGAGUGGCUGAACCCAGCGGCUGGCAGCGGAGGCGGCGGCGGCGGCGGCUCGCAGCUGGCCCAGCGUCGCUACACCGGCGAAAUGGAAGUCAUCCACCAGGGCUGCUCGGCCAAGCCGAAAAUCUUCGGCCACUUCUACAAGACGGGCGGGAACUUCAACGACCAGCGCUCGGUGACGCAGUACGCCUUCUUCAAGGCGUUCCGCUUCCCCACCAGCGCGCGCGUUGUGAUACAGUGCAAUGUGCAGGUCUGCUUCAGAAAGUGCCAGGAGCUGCGGCCCUGCAGCGAGAGCUUCAACCCGCGCUCGGCGCUGGGCGCGGACGAGCCGGGUCGGCAGCGGCGCGAGGCGGGCGAGCCAGCGGACGAGCGCGUCAACCUGGUGCGCUCGAUCGAGGUGCGCCUGCCGGAGGAGGCGGCCGACCUGCCCGGCGGCGCGGUGCCGCACGGCGCCACGUCCCGCGUGCGCUACGUUCCGGCCGACGGCAUGCGCUGCCCCCAGUGCGCCUCGCUCACCACCUUCUUCAUCGUGCUCGUGGCGCUGGCCGCCCUGCUGGCCCUGCUGAUCGGCGCCGUGCUCUGGGUCUACGUCCGGCGGCAGCAUGGCACGGGCAGUCUGAGCACGCCCACCAAGUGAGGUCCCGCGUUCGGCCGCGGCGGCCGUCCGGGAGGCGAGGCUCUGUCGGCUGCGGCGUUCCAGACCGCUUCAGCAUGCCCGGUGUCUUCCUCGCGGUGGGGUCCCGAAGGAGCCGCAACUUGACCAGCAGAUUAGCCAGCAGACUACCUUCUCUCAACCGGCACGACGGCUCCGGCGGCGGCGGCGGCGGCGGCGGCGGCGGCGGCAGCGGCAGCGGCAGCGGUGGUCUUCAGGAUUGCCGAGCGGUACGAGGUCAGCGUGACAGUCAAGCCGGCAGCGGCAGCGUAACCGGCAAGCAGCCUGGCGCAAACAAAGUUUACCUCCGUCUCAGCCAGACUGAUUAGUGUGAUGCGCCGUGCUCAACUGUCUGUCUGCGGCGCCUUGAAGAGUUCCGCUGGAGGGAUGCUGGGGAUGAAUGUCUGGUGUUAAAACGUAGUAUCUUGCGCAGUUCCUUACCGCCAUCUCAUGGCUGUGAUGCGUGGCAACCUACGGUGAAGGAUGCAAUUUUCGACCUUUGAAAGCAAGUUAAGGACUGGUGAGACGCGUUGGAUUGUUUUGUUUUUGUAAAUACAGGAAGAG